CGCUCUGCUCUGUCUCCCUCAGUGUCUCUGAAACUCUUCUCUGUGUGUAUGUGUGUGUGAAAGAGAGAGAAGUGACUGGGGGAACAGAUGAGCUCGGCUCAGUGACUUCCUCGCUCGAACCUCGCGGAGUGAAUGAAAUGACACAUUCAAAGUGGACUACAACAGCUACACCAUGAACACCUGCGCCUUUCUGUUGAUUUUGACUGUUCAGAUCUACGCCGAUGGCAUCGAGGGACCAACAGCUGCCGGCUGCACAUUCGAAGAGGAUUCAGACCCCAAUCUUUGUGACUUCACCCAAGGGGAAGAGGAUGACUUCGACUGGCUGCUGUAUCGCACAUACGCGUCUCCUUAUGCCAGCUCUGACCUCCUGCGGGGAUCAUAUAUGUUGGUGAACUCCUCCCAGCAUGCCGUGGGUCAUCGUGCUCAGCUGCUGCUGCAGUCGCUGAGUGAAAAUGACACGCACUGCGUCCAGUUAAGCUACUUCAUGUAUAGCCGCGAUGGCCACAGUCCCGGGGCUCUAAGGGCGUACGUGCGAGUCAAUGGCGGUCCACUCGGUAGUCCAGUGUGGAACACGUCGGGGUCUCAUGGAAAGCAGUGGCAUCAGGUUGAGCUGGCUGUCAGCACCUUCUGGCCUAAUGAAUACCAGGUUCUGAUUGAGGCAACUGUUUCCAGGGAGCGGCGAGGAUUCAUUGCCAUAGAUGACAUCAUGGUGCUCAACUAUCCCUGCUAUAAAGCACCGCACUUCUCCAGGCUAGGAGAAGAGGAGGUCAAUGCUGGGCAAAACGCCACUUUUCAGUGUGUUGCUGCUGGAAGGGCAUCAGAGGCUGAGAAGUUCCUGCUGGAGAGACACAAUGGGGACAUUUUAACAACAGCAUCUGUAAAGCACCUGAGUCACCGGCGAUUCGUAGUGUCCUUCCAGCUAGACAACAUCCAGCGAACGGAUCAAGACCUUUACCGCUGUGUCACUCAAUCCCCCAGGGGCUCUGGGGUCUCAAACUUUGCUGAACUUGUUGUCAAAGUUCCUCCAUCCCCCAUUGCACCACCCCAGCUGCUGCGUGCCGGCUCCACUUACCUGAUCAUCCAGCUCAACACCAACUCUAUCCUGGGAGAUGGCCCCAUCAUCAGGAAGGAGAUUGAGUACCGCGCCAGCCAGUCUCCAUGGUCAGAGGUGCAUGGGGUUAACAUGGUCACCUACAAGCUGUGGCACCUGGAUCCAGACACAGAGUACCACAUCAGUGUGCUGUUGACUCGGCCAGGAGAGGGAGGAACUGGACCUCCGGGACCACCUCUUGUGAGCAGGACCAAGUGUGCAGAGCCCAUGCGUGCACUGCGGGGCCUCACAGCCACAGAUAUCCAGUCUAGGCAGUUGUCGCUGCAGUGGGAGAAUUUGGCGUUCAACCUGACUCGCUGCCAUACCUACUCAGUGUCCCUGUGCUACCGUUACACCACGGCGGGAGGUGGCGGGGGCCACAACACCACUGUGCGUGAGUGUCUGGCAGUGGAACACAAUGCAUCUCGCUUCACGCUGCGUGAUCUGCCACCCUACCAUGGCAUCUAUGUCCGCCUGUCACUGGCCAAUCCAGAGGGGAAGAAGGAGGGCAGAGAAGUUACUUUCCAGACCGAGGAGGACAUUCCUGGAGGCAUAGCACCAGAGUCGCUCACCUUCACUCCGCUGGAUGAUAUGAUCUUCUUGAAAUGGGAGGAGCCUGUUGAGCCCAACGGCCUUAUUACCCAGUACGAGAUCAGUUACCAAAGUAUUGAGUCAUCUGACCCAGGUAUAAAUGUGCCAGGACCUCGCAGAACAGUGUCAAAGCUGAAGAAUGAGACUUACCACAUGUUCUCCAACCUCCACCCUGGAACUACUUACCUUAUCUCCGUCCGUGCUCGAACGGCCAAGGGCUUUGGCCAGACAGCCCUCACUGAAAUCACCACUAACAUCUCAGCUCCCACAUUUGACUAUGGAGACAUGCCGUCCCCCUUGAGUGAGACGGAGAGUACUAUUACUGUCCUGCUCCGGCCGGCUCAAGGCAGAGGGGCACCUGUCAGCACAUACCAGGUGGUGGUUGAAGAAGAAACUGUGAAGAAAGUGAAGAGGGAGCUCGGACUUCAGGACUGUUUUCCCUUACCCAUGUCUCACGGUGAAGCCCAGGCCCGAGGCACACCACACUACUACACCGCAGAGCUGCCGCCCAGCAGUCUGCCAGAGGCCAGUCCCUUCACUGUGGGCGACAAUCACACUUACAAUGGCUACUGGAACAGUCCUCUGGAUCCACGCAAGAGUUACCUUGUCUACUUUCAAGCUAUGAGCAACUUCAGAGGGGAGUCCAGAAUCAACUGCAUCCGCAUUGCUCGUAAAGCGGCCUGCAAAGAUCACCGCAAGGCUUUGGAGGUGUCCCAACACUCUGAGGAGAUGGGGCUGAUUCUCGGGGUGUGUGCCGGUGGUCUGGUCGUCCUCAUCCUCCUGCUGGGCGCCGUCAUCAUCAUCAUUAAGAAAGGAAGGGACUACAACUCUUACUACCCAAAGCCAGUAAACAUGAAUAAGACCCCCAUUACCUACCGGCAGGAGAAGAACCAUAUGGGCUCCAUGGAGCGCAGUUUCACCGACCAGAGCACUCUUCAGGAGGAUGAAAGGAUGGCUCUUUCCUUCAUGGAUGCACAUACCUGCGGUACACGCAGCGAUGCUCGUAGUUCGGUGACUGAGGCCAGCAGUCUGCUGGGAGGCUCCCCGAGGCACCAGUGUGGACGUAAAGGCUCCCCCUACCACACGGGGCAGCUCCACCCUGCCGUGCGAGUGGCUGACCUCCUCCAGCACAUCAACCAAAUGAAGACUGCCGAGGGCUAUGGCUUUAAACAGGAAUAUGAGAGUUUCUUUGAUGGCUGGGACUGCACAAAGAAGAAGGACAAAACCAAAGGGAGGCAUGACACUUUGUCAGGAUAUGAUCGCCACAGAGUCAAGCUCCACCCUCUCCUGGGAGACCCCAACUCAGACUACAUCAAUGCCAACUAUAUCGAUAUUCGGAUUAACAGGGAAGGCUACCAUCGAUCCAACCACUUCAUCGCCACUCAGGGACCCAAGCAGGAGACUCUAUAUGAUUUUUGGAGGAUGGUAUGGCAGGAAAAUUGUUUCAGCAUCGUCAUGAUCACUAAACUGGUGGAGGUUGGCAGGGUUAAAUGCUGUAAAUACUGGCCAGAUGACAGCGAGAUGUACGGUGACAUUAAAAUCACUCUGCUCAAGACAGAGACCCUGGCUGAAUACACAGUUCGUACCUUUGCCUUGGAAAGGAGAGGAUACUCAACCAAGCACGAAGUGCGUCAGUUCCACUUUACGUCCUGGCCCGAGCACGGCGUGCCCUAUCACGCCACUGGACUGUUGGCCUUUAUACGAAGAGUGAAAGCCUCAACACCUCCUGAUGCUGGCCCAGUGGUGGUCCACUGCAGUGUUGGGGCGGGCCGCACUGGCUGCUACAUCGUCCUGGAUGUCAUGUUGGACAUGGCCGAGUGUGAGGGCGUGGUGGAUAUCUACAACUGUGUCAAAACGCUCUGCUCUCGACGCAUCAACAUGAUCCAGACAGAGGAGCAGUACAUCUUUAUCCACGAUGCCAUUUUGGAGGCCUGCCUGUGCGGAGAAACGGCCAUCCUGGUGAAUGAGUUUGCUGUCACCUACAAAGAAAUGCUGCGAGUGGAUUCCCAGAGUAAUUCCUCUCAGCUACGGGAAGAGUUCCAGACUCUCAACUCUGUGACUCCCCACUUGGAUGUGGAAGAAUGCAGUAUUGCCCUGUUGCCCAGAAACCGAGAAAAGAACCGCAGCAUGGACGUCCUGCCGCCUGAUCGUGCCCUCGCCUUCCUGGUUACGACAGAGGGGGAGAGCAACAAUUAUAUCAAUGCUGCUCUCGCCGACAGCUUCCAUCGGCAGGCCGCUUUCAUCGUGACUCCACACCCUCUGCCUGGCACCACGGCAGACUUUUGGAGGCUGGUCUUUGACUACGGCUGCACAGCUGUUGUCAUGCUUAAUCAACUCAACCAGUCAAACUCUGCCUGGCCAUGUGUUCAGUACUGGCCGGAACCUGGUUUACAGCAGUAUGGACCCAUGGAAGUGGAGUUCCUGUCCAUGUCAGCUGACGACGAUGUUAUUACCCGUCUAUUUCGGGUCAAAAACGUCACAAGGCUCCAAGAAGGCCAGCUGGUGGUGUGUCAGUUCCAGUUCCUGCGCUGGUCGGCAUACCGUGAUGUUCCGGACUCAAAAAAGGCUUUCCUCAACCUGCUGGCUCAAGUGCACAAGUGGCAAAGAGAGUGUGGAGAAGGACGCACUGCUGUCCACUGCCUUAAUGGUGGUGGGCGCAGUGGUACCUUCUGUGCUUGCAACAUUCUCCUCGAGAUGAUCCAGUACCAGAACAUGGUGGACAUCUUUUACGCUGUUAAAACUCUACGCAACUGCAAACCCAACAUGGUGGAGUCUCUGGAUCAGUAUCGGUUCUGCUAUGACCUUGUCCUGGAGUACUUGGACUGCUUUGAAGGGAGAUAACAACAAAAUGUUUAUCACAGCGGCAGUGAAGAUUUACAUUAAGGCCACCCAGUGACCACUUCUACUUUAUUGUUCGGACCUGUGGAUUUGGCAUGAAAGGAACUGAAAGAAAGGAGUAGGGAAAAAGAAACUGUUCAAGGUUUAAACGUUUAACCUUUAAUGUACAGCUGUGUUUUCCUCCUUGAUGGUGAUGUUUAUCUCUUUUGAUAUCUUUUGUGCUUUGCCUCUUUGACUAAAGCUGUUGUUGUCAUGAAGUAUUCUGUUGUGGCAAAACAGUUUUCUGAGCUGCAAAAUGGACUUGUCUAUCCAGAAGAAGGGUCUUGUUGGCUUUGUUUCACCAUUUCAUUCAAACAGUGCAAGGACUGGAUAUACUUCGAGAGUUACAGCGGCAUAAAUGUGGAAGCAUUUUCUUCUCUUUUAAGAGCUACAGACAACAGCAGUCCGCUGUGGUUGUGGCAUGACUUAUCUAUUAUCUACCAUACCAUAAACUGCCUUAUUCUCUGAUGAUAAGACUAAUGUAUUCAAAUCGCUGAAUAAGUCUUUAAAAGGUCGCCAUUCUGUUGUAGAAACAAAAACAAAAAAAUACACCGCUUUUAACAAGAGACCUACUGCAUUAAAUCCACCUGGCAAGUCCUCGACAGGAUUGAUGCAGUAACUGUACAGUUGUGCGAUGUGUUUUAUUUUGCCAUGAUAUUUUGUGCUGGAUUACCACGUGUGCUACAGUAUAGAUGGACAUUUCCAUGAGCCACAGUGAUGGCCUUGGUACCACUGACUGCUGGAGAUUCCUGUGUCAUCGCUGUCACAGUGCCAAUUCCACUGACUGACUAACUUGAACCCUCUCUUUUAUUUUCUUUGUUCUAUGACUUACUUCCUCAUGAUAUUUGCCUACAGACAUACAGUGUAUACUGCAUCAUCUAAUGUUCUUGCUUGUCUGUAUUUUCAUACCCAGCAGAGAAAAAUGAAAACGACAAAAAUGUAUAUAUCUAUAUAUACAUAUAUAUAUAGAUAUAUAUAUAUAUAGUAUAUAUGUAUAUAUACACACACUCGCACACUGAACGCACCCACACAGUCAGAAAGAAACUGUCGCCCAUGGGCCCUGAAGCUUGGUUGUCAUUGAUUCGAUAGAUCAAAAGAUUCCACUCUUUUCUAACUGUUGGCCUGAAGACCACUGGAACUGUUAAUGCUUGAAUCAGUGAAACAUCCCCUGGAAAGACUGACACACAUGAAGCAAUUUUUGUUGUAUUUCAUUUAAUCUUUUCUGCUCCAGAACUAAGACAACAUCUUCCCUACACUCCAUUAUUACGCUUUAAAAUGUGUUACGCCCUCCCCUGGUCUCCUGAAACUCGGUAAAGUGCAGGUUUUCAAGGAAGCCAGUAAAGGUGUCACUCCAGGGUCUGCCCUAAUAAACGUAGAGAGACACUCCCCGAUGCUCACACAAGAUGAGAAAUGGCAGCGAGGCCAACUGCUGCUCAAUUGCGGCUCACAGUCUGGUUCAGCAGCAGAAUAUGUGAGGAAUUUCAUACUCUGUCCACAUUGCCCGGCUCCCACAGCUUCACUGACAUGGCAGCUUGUUUUUGAUGAUGAAGAAUGAGGUAGCUACAGUGUAGUCCGUGAACUGAGUGCCUGGACACUUUUCCUCAAGGGUGAAAGAAACAUGUACAUACAGAUGUAUAUUAUGUUAUGUGAAUACUAUAUUGAUAUUAUACUAUAUGUUUGACCAGAGUAAAGACAUACAGUAAGUAACCGCUACAUAACCACCAAGCUGAAUGUGUUGUAAAUGACCAUUUUGUGAGUUUAUUGCCAGAACUUCUAACACCCGAGUACGAACUGAGUCUCCGAUUGUUAAACUGGUUCGUGAAAAGCAUGUGUGAACCCAUUGUCUGCUUUGUGCUUCGUUUUGGCUCAUUUGAAAAGAAAAAAAAAAAAAUUCCCUUUCAUCGUAAUUUAUUUCAAGCGUUGUGUUGUCCAGCCGCCGCGACAGCUGUGUGAGUGCAUUGUACAUUUACCAUUCCAAAGCUUUUUUAUUGUGACGGCUCUCUGAGCGCUGGUGACGGCCCUGAGAGUGCUGUUGAUUUUACCUGUGUGUUUCUGUAUAAACCCAACGGUACAUGACUACUGUGUUUUUGACCAUUGUAUUUGUGGGGACAAAGGUGUGUAUUAAAAAUGAGACGAACAGAAAAGUUGGAUAUAUUCUGGGGUUAGGCUGAGGUUUGUUCUGAAGAUCAACAACAAUAAAAGAGUAAGGGGGAAAAAGGA
This is a messenger RNA of Solea senegalensis (Senegalese sole), 6778 nucleotides long. RefSeq names its product protein tyrosine phosphatase receptor type Ub (gene ptprub). Gene Ontology annotation, cellular component: membrane. The record is from RefSeq and is a predicted model, not a curated record. The coding region runs from base 173 to 4522 and encodes 1449 amino acids. Gene Ontology annotation, biological process: protein dephosphorylation. The transcript is spliced from 31 exons. Gene Ontology annotation, molecular function: protein tyrosine phosphatase activity; protein binding. Lineage: Eukaryota; Metazoa; Chordata; Actinopteri; Pleuronectiformes; Soleidae.